This is a messenger RNA of Rotaria sp. Silwood1, 933 nucleotides long. NCBI's taxonomy places the organism in Eukaryota, Metazoa, Rotifera, Eurotatoria, Philodinida, Philodinidae. The record is from the annotation of a GenBank genome assembly.
AUGAUGUUCUCAAUGCAUCCGUCAUUAACAAACACACCUAUUGAAUCGCAUUGUCUUAUUACUCCAUCAGCAGAUUCUAUUAGAGCUCAUGUACAUUUAAUAUCACCUGUUUUUAAUAUUGGGGAACAAGAAGAUGUUAGUGAAUUUAUUAUUACUUUGUUCGAUCAUUUUAUUUGUUGUUUACCAUCACAUCUGUCAAUAUCAUCUACUCUUUCUUUGGAAUCAACGAUUAUUGAUCAAAUAUUUAAUAUUAAGCUUCUUUCAUCUGGACAAUGUCCAUCGUGCUUAUAUAGUUUCAAAAAAAAAGAAACUACUAAUAUGUUAAUAAUCGAAAUCAAUAAUUUGAACAAUUUAACUGAUGCACUUGCACAUUUCUUUGAUCGAGAAGAAGUAAGCUCCUUUACGUGUAGUGAUUGUUGUAAAUGUGUAAAACUCGACAAACGUAUUACUAUUAAUGAACUAUCACCAAUAUUAAUUAUAAAUUUUAAACGAUGUCGUGUCUCACUCGAUUCAACUGAAAAGCUUUCACAUCAAGUGAAUUACAAUGAACUGCUAGAUGUUUUUCCUUAUAUGACGUCUUAUUCAGUUGCUUCAAGCGAUAAAACUGAAAACAUCGAUUCAUCAAAUAACUUUUUUUACAAAUUGUACGCCAUCAUCAAUCAUAUAGGUGAUGAUCUUAACAGUGGUCAUUAUUAUUGUUAUGUUCGAUCAGUAGACAACCUUUGGUUUCUUGUUGAUGAUGUACACUGUCGAACCGUAUCUUCAGCUGAAGUUUUAAACCAUCCACAAGCUUUAAUGCUAUUUUAUGGUAAAGUAUUUUAUACGUCCAAAACAAUAGAUACGUCAUUUCAACAAAUACCACAUCCAUUAACAUCUGUAAUAACAGAAAGCAACAUUAACUUGGAUUCUUCUAUUUCAAGUUCAUCUGUAUGA